Messenger RNA from Pogona vitticeps (central bearded dragon), 2088 nucleotides. It is a transcript of the gene PENK, whose product is annotated as proenkephalin. Gene Ontology annotation, molecular function: opioid receptor binding. The record is from RefSeq and is a predicted model, not a curated record. Gene Ontology annotation, cellular component: plasma membrane; axon terminus; dendrite. Lineage: Eukaryota; Metazoa; Chordata; Lepidosauria; Squamata; Agamidae. Gene Ontology annotation, biological process: chemical synaptic transmission; sensory perception; neuropeptide signaling pathway.
AGAUGGGGGCUGUAAGCGAUUGGGGGGAUGUAACGCAUUUCUCUUGUUGUGACUAAUUAUAAAAUACCUCUCUCCACUUCCCCGGGUCCUGAGUUCGCUGAAAAGCUUCGGUGCCCGCAAGAAGGACCGCAGCAGUCUUGGAAGGGGAGCGAGGAGGCUGGAGCGCUCGCAAUAAGAGCUCACUGUGGUCCCUUCUCCUGUGUAAGCUGUUCUUUCUUCGCUCCAUCUUCAUCUCCUCAAGAGACAAGACCCGCUGAGCUCUUCUAUAAAUAUUUAUCCAGCUGCUCUAAACCAGAGACUUCCGCGAGAGCCGCCGCUCCCUUUGGAAGAACAACAAGGGUGGACCGACGAGGAGAAAGAAAGACCAUGACAUUGCUUCUGAGAUGUCAUUUCUUGCUCCUGGCUUUUAGCACAUCUCUCAUCCUUACUGUUCAGGCAGAGUGUAGCAGAGACUGUGCAUUGUGUGCUCACCGACUGGCAUACCAUGCUGAUAUCAAUCCCCUGGCAUGUACACUGGAAUGUGAAGGGAAGCUGCCUUCUGCCAAAGCUUGGGAAACCUGCAAAGAUCUCCUUCAGCUGACUAAAGCGGAUCUUUCCCAGGACGGCAAUGGUGCCCUAGGGGAUACCCCAAAGCAGGACGAGAGCCAUUUGCUGGCCAAAAAAUAUGGUGGGUUUAUGAAAAGGUAUGGGGGCUUCAUGAAGAAGAUGGAUGAGCUCUAUCGUAUAGAACCAGAGGAAGAAUCUAAUGGAGGAGAAACCCUUGCCAAACGAUAUGGAGGGUUUAUGAAGAAGGACUCAGAUGAUGAUGCCUUGGCUAAUUCCUCUGACCUGCUGAAGGAGCUUCUUGCGACAGGAGAAAAUGCUGAAACUGGACAUUAUCGAGACCUGAACGAUAAUGAUAGUGAGGUCAUGAAGAGAUAUGGUGGCUUCAUGAAAAGUAUAAAGCGCAGCCCAGAGAUGGAAGAUGAUGUGAAAGAGCUCCAAAAGAGAUAUGGUGGCUUCAUGAGAAGAGUGGGAAGACCAGAAUGGUGGCUGGACUACCAGAAACGAUAUGGUGGAUUUUUUAAGCGCUUUGCCGACUCUCUAUCUCCCUCAGAUGAAGAUGGAGAAAGUUAUUCCAAAGAGGUUCCAGAGGUGGAAAAGAGAUAUGGUGGAUUUAUGCGAUUUUAGUAUUCUCCUUUGUGCCCUUUCCAUUCCCAAAUCAAAGACUGCCUUGUUGAUCAUAAUUUAUUGUAAUGUGUUGCUUGUACUGUACAGUUUUUUACUGUUCUAGUUCAUUGUGCAAUCUGCUGUCUGAUAUUUCAGGUUCUGUGCUAUUCUAAGUCAACAGAUAAGUUUUGUUUUGACUAAUUUGUCUAUAUUGUGCUUUUCGUGCGACAUCUGUUUUAGUUACUAUAUGCCUUCCUUUUAAAAGAGCGCAAUUGCUCAGUUGUGUAGACAAUAAAUUGUUCAUCUAAAUGGCAUAAUAAAUCCUGAAGUUUUUUUUAUGGCAAUUCCUAUGUUGAUACAAAGAAAUCUUCUACAAUGCAGUGUCUCUGCAAAUGUGAAAUUUGUGCAACUCACCAAACAAGAGAAGCUGAAAUACAGUUUUACUUUUCUUCUUUUUAUCCAUUUUAAAGUUUCUUUUUCAAUCACAAUGUGACAAGUACAUUCUAGUUAUGUUUUGAUAGCCUUUUGCCUAACAAAAUGGAAUAUUUUUUUAAAAAUGAUACUUGUUAACAUCAUUUAGCUUACAUUUUUAAAAGAAUACAACAUUUCUUAAAACACUAAAAGUUGAUUUAUCCACACUGAUGAGAUUGUUUUAUCAUGAUUUGAACACCUUAUUUUUAAACCAAAUAAGCAAAAAGUUUUACUUAUGGAUUCCAGCACAUUUGUAACAGUACAUUAAAACAUUUCAUUUGCAAAAGAUAGUAGAUAUUUCUCCUAUCUGACAUAUCUGUUAGCUUCUCAUCAAUUCCUACUCUGCACAAAUAAAUUCUGCUGAGAUGAAGCAAAACACUUGUUUUAAUUACUACAAGACCCCAACAUUGUAUUUGUGUGCAUAAAGACAUGGACCUAUCAUAAUAAAAUACUGUGACUUGAGUUCAA